Papaver somniferum (opium poppy) is the source of this 2384-nucleotide messenger RNA. RefSeq names its product zeaxanthin epoxidase, chloroplastic-like. Bases 93 to 2099 code for a protein of 668 amino acids. The record is from RefSeq and is a predicted model, not a curated record. The transcript is spliced from 16 exons. NCBI's taxonomy places the organism in Eukaryota, Viridiplantae, Streptophyta, Magnoliopsida, Ranunculales, Papaveraceae. Gene Ontology annotation, molecular function: zeaxanthin epoxidase activity; protein binding; FAD binding. Gene Ontology annotation, cellular component: membrane; chloroplast. Gene Ontology annotation, biological process: abscisic acid biosynthetic process.
UCUUCAGUAUGCAAAGCCAACAAUAAUCAGUAGUUAAAGACUACUACUUUGGGCUUUCAUUUCUUCUUCUUCUUCAGCUGAAGUUACUAAAAAUGUCUUCAACAGUAAUUUACAGUACAAAUAAUCCAUCAGUGACAAUAUUUUCAAGAACCCAUCUUCCAAAACAAACAUCAAGAGCUUUCUCAGAAGAAAUUUCACCAUGUCUGCACCAUAAUUACUUAUUUAGAAGCAAACCCAUUGAAACCAAGAAGAGAAAACCACUUACACCAGUUGCAGUAGUAGCAGCUCCUAAUAAAGAAGCUGUUAAUAGUGAUAGUGGGAUUGAUCAGUCCAAAAAGAAGCUUAAGAUUUUAAUUGCUGGUGGUGGAAUUGGUGGAUUAGUUUUAGCUUUAGCUGCUCUGAGGAAAGGAUUUAGUGUUUUAGUAUUUGAAAGAGAUGUGAGUGCUAUAAGAGGUGAAGGUCAAUAUAGAGGUCCAAUUCAGAUACAGAGUAAUGCAUUAGCUGCUUUAGAAGCUAUUGAUCUUGAUGUCGCUGAAGAAAUUAUGAAAGUUGGCUGUAUUACUGGCCAAAGAAUUAAUGGAUUGGUUGAUGGGAUUUCUGGUUCCUGGUAUAUCAAGUUUGAUACGUUUACACCUGCGGUGCAACGAGGGCUUCCAGUCACAAGGGUUAUUAGUCGAAUGACUUUGCAACAAAUUUUGGCGAAGGCAGUUGGACCGGAUUCAAUUAUUAAUGAAAGCAAUGUUGUUGAUUUUGAGGAUGAUGGUAACAAGGUUACUGCAGUACUUGAGAAUGGACAGCGUUAUGAAGGUGAUCUUCUGGUUGGAGCUGAUGGUAUUGGGUCAAAGGUGAGGAAGAAUUUGUUUGGGCCUAAGGAAGCACAAUACUCCGGUUAUACAUGUUAUACAGGAAUUUGCGAUUUUGUUCCUGCAGAUAUUGAAAGUGUUGGGUACCGAGUAUUUUUGGGUCACAAACAAUACUUUGUGUCUUCGGAUGUGGGUGGUGGGAAGAUGCAGUGGUAUGCAUUUUAUAAUGAGCCAGCUGGUGGAACUGAUGCUCCAAAUGCUAAAAAGGAGCGUUUGCUUAAGAUAUUUGGGAGUUGGUGUGAUAAUGUUGUCGACUUGCUAAAUGCCACAGAUGAAGAGGCCAUUCUUCGUCGUGACAUAUUUGAUCGCCUUCCUAUUUUUACAUGGGGAAAGGGUCGUGUUACCUUGCUUGGAGAUUCUGUUCAUGCUAUGCAGCCUAACUUGGGUCAAGGUGGAUGCAUGGCUAUUGAGGAUAGUUACCAACUUGCUGUAGAGCUUGACAAAGCAUGGAAAGAAAGUGUAGAUUCCGGAAGCCCUGUUGAUGUUUUUUCUGCUUUGAAGCGAUAUGAGAAAGAAAGAAGACUACGUGUUGCAAUUAUUUAUGGAAUGGCAAGAAUGGCUGCAAUAAUGGCGUCCACUUAUAAACCAUACCUGGGUGUAGGACUUGGGCCACUGUCGUUUAUAACGAAGUUCAGGAUACCACACCCAGGAAGAGUCGGUGGGAGAUUUUUUAUUGACAUAGGCAUGCCUCUAAUGCUAAGCUGGGUCUUGGGUGGUAACAGUGAAAAACUCAAAGGAAGGUCUCUAGCCUGCCGCCUCUCAGACAAAGCAAAUGAUAAUCUACGAAGAUGGUUUCAAGAUGAUGAUGCGCUGGAGCGUGCCCUAAGUGGAGAGUGGUUUCUUUUCCCAUCAGACGAUAACCUUGAUGGUUCUGCACAACCUAUACAUUUGAGUAGAGAUGAAAACACGCCAUGUGUUAUCGGGAAUACUUCACAUCCCAACUUUGCAGGAUCUUCCAUAACAAUACCUUCACCUCAGGUAUCCAGUAUGCAUGCUCGUAUAAGCUGCAAGGAUGGGUUUUUCUAUAUUACUGAUUUGCGGAGUGAACACGGCACCUGGAUCACAGAUAUUGAGGGAAGGCGUUAUCGCGUGCCUCCAAAUUUCCCUUCAAGAUUCCGUCCGUCCGACGUAAUUGAGUUUGGUUCUGACCAGAAGGCUGCCUUUCGAGUAAAGGUGCUGGCAGCUCCUACAAAUAUUCCAAAGGAAGAAGAAACUCCACUCCUUAACGCCGUAUGACAGUGAGAAGCUUAAUCAUUACCAUUGAUCUGUACAGUAAACAUUCAUACUGUCGAAGCAAAAUAAUUUGCUGACGCUAUUUUUGUACGAGAUGUAGGAAUACUCGUGUAGAGCAUCAAACCUAGCCGUGUUGUACUAUAAGGUUUUUCACUGUUGUAUCAGUCAGGUAGUCAACUUUCUGUCUUCUGUUUACAUAUUGUAUUUGAUGUGUAUGUAUAUAGUGAAAGAAAAAUACAAAUUGGCGAUUCUCAUAUCUGUUUAACUUUUAUCUUGGUUACUUUCCUA